AUGAGCCGUGCUUUGAACCGAGAAGGAGUUGACCGAGAAGAUUCAAGACAAGCUAUUUCCCGAGAAGACCGACGAGAUGAGCGUGCUUUGAACCGAGAACGAGUUGACCGAGAAGAUUCAAGACAAGCUAUUUCCCGAGAAGGCCGACGAGAUGAGCGUGCACUGAACCGAGAACGAGUUGACCGAGAAGAUUCUAGGCAAGCUAUUUCCCGUGAAAACCGAGAAGACCGACGAGAUGAACGUGCACUUAACCGAGAACGAGUUGACCGAGAAGAUUCAAGACAAGCUAUCUCCCGAGAAGACCGACGAGAUGAGCGUGCUUUGAACCGAGAACGAGUUUACCGAGAAGAUUCAAGACAAGCUAUUUCCCGAGAAGACAGACGAGAUGAGCGUGCACUGAACCGAGAACGAGUUGACCGUGCUUUGAACCGAGAAGAUUCAAGGCAAGCUAUUUCCCGUGAAAACCGAGAAGACCGACGAGAUGAGCGUGCUUUGAACCGAGAACGAGUUGACCGAGAAGAUUCAAGACCAGCUAUUUCCCGAGAAGACCGACGAGAUGAGCGUGCUUUGAACCGAGAACGAGUUGACCGAGAAGAUUCAAGACAAGCUAUCUCCCGAGAAGACCGACGAGAUGAGCGUGCUUUGAACCGAGAACGAGUUGACCGAGAAUAUUUAAGGCAAGCUAUUUCCCGUGAAAACCGAGAAGACCGACGAGAUGAACGUGCACUUAACCGAGAACGAGUUGACCGAGAAGAUUCAAGACAAGCUAUCUCCCGAGAAGACCGACGAGAUGAGCGUGCUUUGAACCGAGAACGAGUUGACCGAGAAGAUUCAAGACAAGCUAUUUCCCGAGAAGACCGACGAGAUGAGCGUGCUUUGAACCGAGAACGAGUUGACCGAGAAGAUUCAAGACAAGCUAUUUCCCGAGAAGACCGACGAGAUGAGCGUGCUUUGAACCGAGAACGAGUUGACCGGGAAGAUUCAAGACAAGCUAUUUCCCGAGAAGACCGACGAGAUGAGCGUGCUUUGAACCGAGAACGAGUUGACCGAGAAGAUUCAAGACAAGCUAUUUCCCGAGAAGACCGACGAGAUGAGCGUGCUUUGAACCGAGAACGAGUUGACCGAGAAGAUUCAAGACAAGCUAUUUCCCGAGAAGACCGACGAGAUGAGCGUGCUUUGAACCGAGAACGAGUUGACCGAGAAGAUUCAAGACAAGCUAUUUCCCGAGAAGACCGACGAGAUGAGCGUGCUUUGAACCGAGAACGAGUUGACCGAGAAAAUUCAAGACAAGCUAUUUCCCGAGAAGACCGACGAGAUGAGCGUGCUUUGAACCGAGAACGAGUUGACCGAGAAGAUUCAAGACAAGCUAUCUCCCGAGAUGACCGACGAGAUGAGCGUGCUUUGAACCGAGAACGAGUUGACCGAGAAGAUUCACGGCAAGCUAUUUCCCGUGAAAACCGAGAAGACCGACGAGAUGAACGUGCACUUUACCCAGAACUAGUUGACCGAGAAGAUUCAAGGCAAACUAUUUCCCACGAUGACUAUUAUUAUUUAAAAACUCAAAGCCUAGGAAAUUCUAUACCUAUUUCUCAAUACGCCAAAACAGUUCUAGUAACCCUAAUUCAAGGAGGUCUUUUAGCACUUGUUGUUAUGAAGACUUUAAAUUUAGAAAAUGCAAAAUUUGGAACUGAUAUUUUUUCAAAACCCGGGAUUUGACUGGGAAUAUUGUGUCUUAAAUGUGAUCAAAUUACUAUACCAAGUACCUAACCUAUCUAAUACCUAUACAAAUUUAUGUUUCAUUUGUUUAUUUAACUAAAUUGUUUAAAACAAAUAAAAUUAUUUAAAUUAUAUAAAUAUUUAAUUAUAAUUUAAAGUACAUGCAUA
Episyrphus balteatus (marmalade hoverfly) is the source of this 1884-nucleotide messenger RNA. Its product is annotated as apical junction molecule-like. Bases 1 to 1716 code for a protein of 571 amino acids. NCBI's taxonomy places the organism in Eukaryota, Metazoa, Arthropoda, Insecta, Diptera, Syrphidae. The record is from RefSeq and is a predicted model, not a curated record. The transcript has 3 exons.